AUGAGGAGAGAGGGCCGGCAUCAUGGAAUGGCGCUGAGCUUCGGCCCCGGCGGCGGCGGAGGCCUCCGAUCGCCCCGCCGUGGGCUCCUCCUCAGCGGCGCCGCCUCCUCCCCGCCGGCGAGGCCCUCCGACCGGUCGAAGAUCUCCGGCAGGCCCGCCGGAGUCCGGCAACCGCAUCCGACCAAGUCGAAGGACAAAUGCAAGGGCGCCCGCAAGGCCCGGGGCCUCGACAUCGGGCUCAACCCCCGGCUGGUCUCCUGGCGGGUCAUCGGCCCCGGCGGCGCCUCCGCUGGGUGGAGGCUCGCUGCCGGCGACUCUGCCAGCGCCGCCGCCGUGUACCUCUCCGGUUACCCCCACGAGGAUGAGGAAGAAGAAGAAGAGGAAGAAACGUUGACGAUGGAGGAGCAAAGGGAAAGGUAUGCCGCGGCGGAGUCGAAACAACCGGAAGAACUCGACGUCGGGGGUGCCGCCGCCGCCGGCGGUGGUGGCGGCGAAGAAGACGAAGAAGAUGUGGGGGAAGAAGAAGAGGAAGAAGGAGAUGAUGACGUCAUGGGUUUCUUUGAGGUUUGGGGUACGUGGGAGUACGUAGACGAGGAGGACUGGUGUGUGGUGGGGGAUGACAUGGAGGAGCUGUAA
Messenger RNA from Spirodela intermedia, 636 nucleotides. NCBI's taxonomy places the organism in Eukaryota, Viridiplantae, Streptophyta, Magnoliopsida, Alismatales, Araceae. The record is from the annotation of a GenBank genome assembly.